UGGACGUCACUGACGUUUUCUCUCAUUCCUCGCCUUCCCCUUCUCGGGGUUUUCUUUUUUUCUUCAGUUCCACCGGAGCAUCUCUCUCCUUCUGCUCUGCCCCUCUCUCUCCAUCCCUCCCUCUCUCUCUCUCUCUCUCUCCCUCCCUCUUUCUACACCGCCCACUCCUUCCCAACCAUUGAUCCCACCACUCACCGCCGCCUCGCCAGCUUCUUCGCCUCAUUACAUCGCCCGCUGCGCUUUUCUGCCUUUUUUAUUUGGAAGGGACAAGAAACCGCACAUUUUGGACCAAAGGGGAGAAGAGGAGAAAGACAAACAAAGCAUCACCGCCAUGGCGACCACCGAGGAUAAAGCGGCCACCAAGGAGAACGUGUCCAGCUGGAAGGACUCCAUCUACAACCCGAGGACCGGGGAGCUGCUGGGGCGCACGGCCUGCAGCUGGGGCCUCAUCCUGCUGUUCUACCUGGUUUUCUACUGCUUCCUGGCCGGUAUGUUCGCCCUGACCAUGUGGGUGAUGCUGCUCACGCUGGACGACAAUGUGCCGAAGUACCGAGACCGUGUUCCCUAUCCAGGGCUGGUGAUUCGCCCCCAUGCACUGGAUAUGGCAUUCAACAAAUCGGACCCGCCAAAGUAUGCGCAAUAUGUCAAAAACCUGGAGUCCUUCCUGCAGAGGUAUAAUGAUACAAAGCAGGAGAGCAAUGAGGACUGUCCCCCCGGAGACUAUUUCAUGCAGGACGAUGCUCCGGAGAAGAAAGUGUGCCGCUUCAAGAGAAGCGCCCUGAGUUUUUGCUCCGGCCUUUCUGACACCAACUUUGGAUAUUCUGAGGGCAAACCGUGCGUGCUGCUGAAAAUGAACAGGAUCAUUGGCCUGAAGCCUCGCGGGGAUCCCUAUAUCAACUGCACAGUAAAAAAAGACAACCCGAUUCAAAUGCAGUAUUUCCCCAGUGAGGGGCGUAUUGAUAAGAUGUAUUUCCCGUACUACGGCAAGAACAUCCAUGAGGAUUACGUGCAGCCCCUGGUGGCUGUGAAGCUGCUGCUCACCAAGGAGGACUACAACAAGGAGCUGGCGGUGGAGUGCAGGGUGGAGGGCUCCGACCUCUGCAACAACGACGAAAGAGAUAAGUUCCUGGGCCGCGUCACCUUCAGGAUCAAGGUGGUCGAGUAAGAGAGUUAGACGGCCGGUAAAAAGGGAAACCGGGUGCAGAGGCUGCCCAUGUUCGAUAAGGAUUUAUGUUUAAAGAUAAUAAAAAAAGGAAGGAAGUGUCAAAUGCGUCACGAAGACUGCAUGUUGGAAUGGGGCCAAAACAUUAAAUGCAGAUUAGUUUGGCUUCCGGGUUGAUACAGAUAUCAAAUUGUGCUUUGAUUGACAUUUCUGACUCUUCUUUCCUUCAUGAUUCCUUGCUGACCUCCUCAAAGAUUCCCAGAACAAGACACAGGUUCUUAUCCUCACCAUCCGUUCAUCCAUUCACCCGUUGCACUGAUUCUUCUUCUCUCAGUUUAUAUGAUUUUUAUUUUUUUAGUAUUGAUGUGAAUAGGAAACUUAUCGCCAUUGCAACCAAGCCAUUUGGCGCUAUUGUGUAGUUGCUGGUACAAUUUUCUUUUGAUGUUCUUUAGAUUUUCCUGGUUUCAGGAAGAGGGUGUUGUUUUUUCUCCAUCUCUCCAACCUGUAUGAAUGACUGUAUUAGCGCUGGUGUUGAGAGGAUUUUUAUCUUGCUGUAUAGUGUAAUUGAGAAAGUAGAACGUUUCCAACACAUCUCCAGAGUAUUCACAUUCUCACGUCACAAAGAUUUCAUAGGAACGUACCUUGAUAAUCAAGUAUAGCCACUGUAUCCCUGUAUAUGAAAUGCCAAUUACAAAGUCCCUUUUGACAUAUAAAUACAUUGUGAUCCUUUACCAUAUUUAGGGAAUUAUAGAUAGAUCUUUGUGUUCUGGUCUCCGUGGCCACAACCCAGUCUCGUGCUGUCUGUCUGUCUGCAUGUCCGUCCGUCUGUCUGUCCGUCUUCCUGUUUACUCACCUCUCCACUGCAAUAGCCAACAUGUGCGUGAGCCGUCCGGGACUAGAUCAGUUGUCCCGCUUCACCUCGCAGGUUGCUGCGUGUUGAUGGUUGCUGAGGCGACACACACACGCACGCACACACACACAGAAGGAACAUGUCAAAAUUGCUCUCAAGGCGGAGAGGUGCUGGAAAAGCGUUGCAAAAAUAAAAGGCCCACUGUAACUAUGUACUGUAUAUCUUUACGUGAUCUGUAUAUCUAUCUGGGUCUCAAAGAUUGUUUGUUGGUUUUUCUCUUUUCUUCAACCUGUUGAUCUGAUUGUCUGCCAAUCUAUUACUCUUCAAUGUAUAUAUAUACACUAUCUACCAUAUUUACUUGAUUCACACAGUAUUUUUGUCACAAAACACAAUGUCUGUGCACUGUAAAGAAAUAAUUUAAGCAAAGAUUUACAGGAAAUUAUCUUAUUCAAAGCUAUGUUUACACAGUCUUAAGGAGGAACCCGCAUUCGAAAGAACAACUUGUAACAUCUCUUCAGGGUGCCUUAAGACCCGAUGAAAUAAAUUGUGGAAUAAAAGUGAUUUUGAAGA
Molecule: messenger RNA, 2582 nt
Organism: Scophthalmus maximus (turbot)
Lineage: Eukaryota; Metazoa; Chordata; Actinopteri; Pleuronectiformes; Scophthalmidae
Gene: atp1b3a
Product: ATPase Na+/K+ transporting subunit beta 3a
Exons: 7
Coding region: 332-1165 (277 amino acids)
Biological process (GO): intracellular sodium ion homeostasis; intracellular potassium ion homeostasis; potassium ion import across plasma membrane
Cellular component (GO): sodium:potassium-exchanging ATPase complex
Molecular function (GO): ATPase activator activity
Source: RefSeq, a predicted model, not a curated record